CAAGCGUCUUAUACAUGCAUCUCGGCUGAUAGCAGCAGGGUAUAUACAGCGUCCUUCGCCUUCUUUGAGGCUAUAUAUGAGGUAACGUCUAUCAAUUCAUGCAAACAUCUGCUCAAUACUGAUCAAAUGAACUUANNGGCCGGCAUCACGCAUUGCUUCGUCAAUCUUGGCUCAGACCAUCCCAGCAUCAUCGAAGCAAUCGUCAAGGGACAGAACGAGAAGAAUGGAAACUUUCCACGAAUUAUCACUUGUCCUAAUGAGCCUCAAUGUGUCAUCGUCCAUGUCGAUGUAGGAACUCAGGGCCUUGGUGCUGCAGUCCACAAUGCUUCUUGCGGAAGAGCACCUGUUCUCAUCUUCGCUGGACUUUCGCCAUACACGAUCGAAGGCGAGUAUCGUGGCUCAAGAACCGAGUACAUCCAUUGGAUCCAAGAUGUUCCGGAUCAGAAGCAAAUCGUUGCACAGUACUGUCGCUACACUGGAGAGAUAAAGCGUGGUGCCAAUGUCAAGCAACUAGUCAACAGAGCCUUGGCAUUUGCUACAAGCGAGCCAAGAGGUCCGGUAUAUCUGGUUGGUGCUCGAGAGGCCAUGGAAGAAGACAUCGAACCGUACAAGCUCGACCAACGCUACUGGACUGCAGUGGAGCCUAGCGCCUUGACGCCGAAGCAGACAGAGAAUGUGGCCCGACUCUUGGUGGAAGCCGAAUCACCCCUGGUCAUCACUGGCUACAGCGGACGCAACCAUAAUGCUGUGGGGGCACUUGUCGAGCUCGCUAAUACCGUCAAAGGACUCAAGGUCUUGGAUACUGGCGGUAGCGAUAUGUGCUUCCCUGCCGACCACCCAGCAUGGCUAGGUCUAAGAUACGGCAUCGAAGACAACAUCAAAACUGCAGAUGUGAUCAUAGUACUGGAUUGCGAUGUCCCUUGGAUUCCGACACAGUGCAAACCCAAAGACGACGCCAGAAUCAUCCACAUCGACGUCGAUCCUCUCAAACAGCAGAUGCCAGUGUUCUACAUCAAUGCCUUGGCCAGAUAUCGUGCACACUCAGAGACUGCUGUGACACAGAUCACCGAGUAUCUGAAGACCAAGUUCGAAAGCGAGAUCACAAGCAGCAAGUUCGAAGAGAGAUGGAUCAAACUCCAGGACUCCCACAGGCAACGUUUGCAGACGAUCUCAGACCAAGCAAAGCCUGGUGAAGAUGGUACAUAUGGAUGUUCGUACUUGGUUCACCAAUUGCGCAAGGCGUGUCCCGCAGACACCAUUUGGGCCAUCGAGGCGGUAACGAACACAGCAUUUGUUGCGGACCAGAUUCAAGCCACUUUUCCAGGUUCGUGGAUCAAUUGUGGCGGCGGUGGACUUGGAUGGUCAGGUGGCGGUGCUCUGGGAAUCAAGCUCGCAACCGACUUUGAGAAUGAUGGCAAAGGAAAGUUCGUGGUCCAGAUUGUGGGCGAUGGCACAUACCUCUUCAGUGUGCCAGGAUCGGUGUACUGGAUCGCUCAACGCUACAACAUCCCCAUUCUCACAGUCGUGCUCAACAACNNAAAGCAAACAGGUUGGAAUGCACCACGCAAGUCGCUCCUUCUGGUCCAUCCAGACGGCGAGGGCAGCAAGGUUUCGAAUGAAGAGCUCAACAUCUCAUUCGCACCCACGCCUGACUACUCAGGCAUUGCAAAGGCAUCCUCGGGCGGUAGNUGCUGGGCCGGCCAUGCCGGUACUGUCGAAGAAUUGGCGAAGAUGCUUCCUGAAGCUAUCGAAGCAGUCAAGGGCGGUGUCUGCGCAGUCUUGGAUGCGCAUCUUGACGGACCGCAAGGAAAGUAUGGAGGCGGAAAGGCUGCCUUGGUGGGA
This is a messenger RNA of Aureobasidium uvarum, 1842 nucleotides long. The record is from the annotation of a GenBank genome assembly. Lineage: Eukaryota; Fungi; Ascomycota; Dothideomycetes; Dothideales; Saccotheciaceae.